CUCCAGCCCUCCCUCCCCCCUCCUCCUCCCCUCUUCGCGUCGUCGUGCCUCCCUGCUCUGCCCCCCUUGUCCUUCUCUCCGAGCUUCCACCGUUCCCCCCUCCCCCGCCACCAUGCUCCCGGCCCGGGGCCUCCUGCUGGCGGCCUUCCUGGUCGCAGCCUUGGCCGCUGCCGCCCUGGCUGGCGAGCCUGGCAAGCUGCUCUGGCUCGGCGAAACGGUCUACGGCUUCCAAUGGCAGCCGGACGCCGGCAUCUUCGGAUGCGCCCCCUCAUACUCGGCCCUCGAAGUGGCCGGCUUCUCGGUGUGCAUCCCUGUCGUCUCUGGCAGCACCUACAUGUGCCCACCACUCCAUGUGCUCGAUGGGGAAUACUGCCGGCCGGUGGCAGCCAUCCCGCCCGGGUACUUUGCCGACCCCGCGGGCAACCUCGCCCCCUGCCUGGAGAUGGAGCCCGACGUGCCGGAUUUCCGGUACAUGGAUGCCGAGUGCGAAAGUCACCUCGACGAGAACAACGAAUUUUCCCUCAUCUUCACCCGCUGCCCGGUGGGCCAUGUUCCCCGCGAUGGGCAGUGCAUGUUUGCCUACUGCCAGAGUGUGCAAGAUUGCCACGGCCGCGUGGCCGGCUGCCUGAGUUGCCCGGAAGGCCGCCUGCUCACCAGGCAGGGCUUCUGCAUUGAGAGCGGGAUGUGCAAAAAGGCCGACAGGCAGUACUGCCUCGAAUUCGACAUCAACCGGCUGCCCUACGACGACAUUCCCAUGGGAUACGCGUGCCCGGAGCCGGGCCCCGGCGAGUUGAUGGCCCGACGCGCCAUCGACCCCCCGGCAUCGAUGGCCUCCGACAUCGUCACCGACAAUCCCCACUGCCUGACGGCCAUCGGGCCCUUCUCCUUCCACUGUCUCACCUGCCGGCUGGGAAUGUCGCUGGUGCCGACCGACGAUCCGACCGAGGCCGGCGGCCAGCCGGUGGGCCGGUGCCUGGAGCGCUGCCCGGCCGGGCGCUUCCUCAAUGCCCAGGGCAUUUGCCAGGCCUGCCCGAGCAAUUGCGCCCGGUGCGAAGAGCCCACCCGGUGCCUGCAGUGCCUUCGGUCGCACUUCCUGAUGGACGGGGUCUGCCAGGGCACCCAGCCGGACUGUCCGCCGGGGACGGCCUACGAGUUGGUCCCUGGCCGGUGCACCGCCUGCGGCAAUCCCCACUGCAGCGAGUGCAUGGACAACUUCCCGGAUGUGUGCCUGGCUUGCGAGCCGGGACACAUCCUGGCCGGGGGUGACUGCCUGCCGGCCAAUGGGGGCUGUGAGCCGGGCUUCCGGCUGAAUGAAGCCAGCCCCAGCAUGCCGGCUGGCACCCUGUGCGUGGCUUGCCCCAUCGGCUGUGACACAUGUCAAAACAGUGGGUCUUGCGUGGUCUGCUCGCGGGGGUUCGCCCUGAGCCCGGCCUCGGACAAUUCGAACUUCAUGCAGUGCGUCCAUGCGGGCUGUCCCUUCGGGCACUUCCGGCUGCCGGAUGCCCCGGCCGGUAGCCCGUGCCUGCCCUGCAACUCCUCAUGCCACGGAUGCAACCCGGAUACCGGGUCCUGUCUCAGCUGCAAGUCGUCCUUCCUGCUGGCCGAGGUGGCCGAUGGCACGUCGGCCAGUGGCACCCCCCCUCCCCCGGCCACUCCUCACAUGGAUUGCCUGGAAACCUGCCCCCCGGGAACCGGCCCGCUCAUGGGCCGCUGUCGCCCCUGCCAGGAUGCCGGGUGCGGUGAUUGCCAUCUGUCGAGCGCCUUUUGCAUGGUGUGCGCCGCGGGCUUUGUCCACUCGCCGGAUCGGGAAUCCUGCAUGACCGCCUGUCCGGGCGGCCAUUUCCCGGAGACCGUGGCCCUUCCUUCGGGGUCGGAUUUGCACUACUGCUCGGCCUGCCCGGCCUCUUGUGUUUCCUGCUCCGGGCCUUCCUUCGACCAGUGCACCGCCUGCCAGGCUUCGCGGCUUUUCGUGGCAUCCCCGUCGGCCAGCUCGACGGCGGCCACCACCCUGUCCUUGGAUCCGCCGCAGGAUGCCUUGAGCACCACGGUGACCGGGCACUGUGCGUGGGAGUGCCCGGGCCUGGGCUUCUUCGAGACCGGGUCUCUGUGCCUCAAGUGCCCGGAUGACUGUCGGGAAUGCACAUGGGCCGGUGACGGUCCGACGGGGCAGCCCACCGCAGCCCCGCUGGACUCGCCGCCUCGGCUCAAGUGCACCAGGUGUGCCAUCAAUUUCCUGCAUGCGGGUGCCUGCGUGGCCGCCUGCCCGAUGGACACCUAUUCCUACAACGCCACGUGCUUGCCCUGCCACGAGGAUUGCAUCUCCUGCGAUGGGCCCCUCCGCCAGGACUGUCGCAUUUACACCGACGAGCUGUCCUCCUCCUCGUCGCUCAUCAUUGCCCUCAUGGUGACCAUCAUCAUCUUGCUGAUUGUGGCCGUGGUGGUGGGCGUGGCUUUCGCCAUGCUGCGCUGGUGGCGGCGGCAGCAUCUCCGCCAAACCGAGGCCCACAAGCUCGGCAUGGAUGGGUACUCCAUGGCGGACUCCGGGACCAGCGGCUCGGACUCGCAGCUGGACCAGGAAAUGACCGUGCUCAACACCGACCUGGAGCUCUCGCUGCCGGGGUCCGUGUGCUUGGAUUUCGUGGAUGACAUCCGCAUUGUCGAUCAGUUCGGCCGCCAGGUGGAUUUGGACCAGCAGGAGGAGGAGGAGGAGGACCCGACCGUGGCUGCGGCCGCCGGUGAUCCCCUCCCGGAGCCCGUGUCUCUGGACCCCACCAGUAAGAAGAUCCUGGACAACCUGGAGCUCAGCGGCAUCAAGCCCCUGGGUCGGGGCGGCCAGGCCCGCAUCUACUCGUGCCAUGUGCUGAACGAGCCCAUCAACCAGCGCUUCAAUGUGGAUCAGGCCGUGGUGAAGAUCUUCAAUGUGCCUGGCCCGAAUGCCCCGGCCAAGGCGGCCAUCCAGGCGCGCGUACAGCGCAACAAUGAAAUCGCCAUCAUGUGGGCCCUAUCGGACAAGCCGGGCAUCGCGCGCAUGAUCGGCUAUUGCAUGACCCCGCCGUGCCUGGUGAUGCAGUACUACACCAGCGACCUGCGCACGCUCAUUCGCGAUUCCAAAACCCGCCUCAAUGAGCAGCUCAUCCUCAGCCUCAGCCUGCAGAUUGUGGCCGGUGUGCAUACCAUCCAUGCGGCCGGCAUCGCCCAUUGCGAUCUGAAGCCCAGUAACAUCUUCCUCGGGAGCACGGUCGGCGGCGAUCCGUCCGCCAUCCGGGCCUUUAUCGGGGACUUCGGCGUGGCGCGCAACAUCAAUGUCCCCUCGGCCCUGACCAUCGAGGAUCGCGCAGGCGUGCAUGGGCUCUCCGCGCGCUACGCCGCUCCCGAGCUGCUGAUUGCCCAUCGAAAGCGCAUCAUGGUCGAGGAGGAGGCCCGCCGGCCGGCCGACAUCUACGCUCUGGGGAUGCUGCUGUCGGAGCUGCUCACCCGUCGGCCAUCAUGGAAGGGCGUUCCGCCCCGGGCACUUUUCGAGCGGGUCCUCAGUGGCGAGCGCCCGCCGCUGCUCCCCCUGCAAUCGGACCUGGAGCUCAGCUCCAAGCUCAUCGGCCAGCUGGCGUCGGUGGUCGAUCAGGCUUGGGAUGCCUGGCCCGACCGUCGGCCCUCGGCCGACCAGAUUCUCAACCACCUGCGCAUGAUCAGCCGGCCGGAGUGGAUGGCCAAUCUUGCUGGGCAAAUGUCCGGUCCCGGGCACUGAUGGAGGUGGUGGUGCUGCCCCCCUGUGCGGGUUUACCUGCGUGCAUCUGCACGCGUGCGCACACACACAUACACACGCUCAUUGGGCUGAAGGACGGCGGGUAGGCAGGGCCAGGGGGGGGGGACGGAGGAUGCGAGUAGGCACCGGAUAGCGCAACCGCACGAGCCCCAUGUCACACAUACACACGUGUCUGCAUCCUCCCUCUGCCUCCUCCCUCCCCCCCCCC
Messenger RNA from Fonticula alba, 3968 nucleotides. Its product is annotated as serine/threonine protein kinase. The record is from RefSeq and is a predicted model, not a curated record. Bases 113 to 3742 code for a protein of 1209 amino acids. Lineage: Eukaryota; Rotosphaerida; Fonticulaceae. Gene Ontology annotation, molecular function: ATP binding; protein kinase activity. The transcript has 6 exons. Gene Ontology annotation, biological process: protein phosphorylation.